AUGAUUGCGAAAGACAUCCACGACGAAGAGAAAUGGCUCGCCGAAGGGAUCGCCGCUAUUCAACACAACGCAUACUUCAUGCAUCGCGCUCUGGAUGAUGACAAUCUCAGAGAUUCACUCAAAUACUCAGCGAUGAUGCUUUCUGAACUUCGAACCUCUAGGCUUUCACCUCAUAAAUAUUAUGAACUGUAUAUGAGAGCCUUUGAUGAGCUACGGAGGUUGGAGAUUUUCUUUAAAGAUGAAAGUAGACACGGAGUUUCAAUAGUUGAUCUGUAUGAGCUUGUUCAACAUGCUGGGAAUAUAUUGCCUAGAUUGUAUCUUCUUUGCACGGUUGGUUCCGUUUAUCUUAGAUGUAAGGAUACUCCUGUGAGGGACGUUCUUAAAGACCUGGUGGAAAUGUGUCGCGGUGUUCAGCAUCCGAUUCGUGGUCUGUUUUUGAGGAGUUACCUUUCUCAAGUUAGUAGAGACAAGUUGCCUGAUAUUGGUUCUGAAUACGAAGAAGGGGACUAUGGCAGUGUUAAGGAUGCAGUUGAAUUUGUUCUGGAGAAUUUUUCAGAAAUGAACAAGCUCUGGGUUCGAUUGCAACAUCAGGGACCUGGUCGGGUAAAAGAAAAGAAGGAUAAAGAAAGAAACGAACUUCGCGAUCUUGUAGGGAAAAAUCUCCACGUUUUGAGUCAGAUAGAUGGUGUGGACCUUGAGAUGUACAAAGAGACUGUCCUUCCAAGUGUUCUAGAGCAGGUUGUCAACUGUAAAGAUGAGCUUGCCCAAUUUUAUCUUAUGGAGUGCAUAAUCCAGGUUUUUCCAGAUGAAUACCACUUGCAGACACUUGAGACACUCUUAGGUGCUUGCCCUCAAUUGCAGCCCACAGUAGACAUCAAAACAGUGUUAGCUCAGUUAAUGGACAGGUUGUCAAAUUAUGCUGCCUCAAGUUCUGAAGUAUUACCCGAAUUUUUGCAAGUGGAAGCAUUUACCAAACUAAAUACUGCAAUAAGCAGGGUGAUAGAAGCACAGGUUGACAUGCCUAUUGUGGGUGCAAUAGCUUUACAUGUAUCUCUUCUUACAUUUACUCUCCGUGUUCAUCCAGACCGACUUGAUUAUGUGGAUCUAGUACUGGGAUCAUGUGUCAAGAAGCUGUCUGGAAAACCAAAGCUUGAUGACAGUAGAGCAACAAAGCAAGUUGUUGCACUUUUAAGCGCCCCACUUGAUAAAUACAAUGAUGUUGUGACUGCACUGACACUUUCUAAUUAUCCUCAUGUAAUGGAUCAUCUUGAUAAUGUAACAAAUAAAGUCAUGGCUCUGGUUAUCAUCCAAAGCAUUAUGAAGAAUAACACUUACAUAUCCACUGCCGAUAAGGUUGAAGUUUUAUUUGAAUUAAUAAAAGGGCUUAUAAUGGAUUUGGAUGGAACUUCUGAGGAUGAGAUCGACGAGGAAGAUUUCAGUGAGGAACAAAAUUCUGUUGCUCGCCUCAUAAACAUGCUUCAUAAUAAUGACCCUGAGGAAAUGUUCAAGAUAAUAUGUACAGUAAAGAAACAUAUUAUGAGUGGAGGACCGAGGCGCCUACCUUUCACCAUUCCUUCUCUUAUAUUUUCUGCACUUAAGUUGAUCAGACAAUUGCAAGGCCUAGAUGGAGACAUAGCAGGAGAAGAAGAACCUGCAACACCCAGAAAAAUAUUUCAGAUUUUAAAUGAGACCAUUGAAGUUUUAUCUUCUGUAUCAUCGCCUGAACUGGCCCUGAGACUGUAUCUGCACUGUGCUGAGGCUGCUAAUGACUGUGACCUUGAGCCCGUUGCUUAUGAAUUUUUCACUCAGGCAUUUGUAUUAUAUGAAGAAGAAAUUGCGGACUCUAAAGCCCAGGUAACUGCAAUACAUUUAAUUAUUGGGACUCUCCAGAGAAUGAACAUCUUUGGCGUUGAGAACAGGGAUACAUUAACACACAAGGCCACAGGGUAUUCAGCAAAGCUUUUGAAGAAACCUGAUCAGUGUCGAGCUGUCUAUGCAUGCUCACAUCUCUUUUGGGUUGAUGAUCAAGACGGUAUUAAGGAUGGAGAAAGGGUGUUGCUUUGUCUCAAGCGCGCGUUGAGGAUUGCAAAUGCUGCUCAGCAAAUGGCCAGUGUAGCCAGGGGUAGCAGCGGCCCAGUUACGCUUUUUGUUGAAAUACUGAACAAGUACAUAUACUAUUUUGAGAAAGGAAAUCCACAGAUCACUAGUGCUACUAUUCAGGGGCUUAUAGAAUUAAUCAAGACUGAGAUGCAGAGCGACUCUGCAUCGGUUCUUCCAGUUUCAGAUGCUUUCUUUGCUAGCACACUGAGGUACAUUCAAUUUCAAAAACAGAAGGGCGGUAUAUUGGGUGAAAAGUAUGAUUCUAUCAAGGUCUAA
Molecule: messenger RNA, 2376 nt
Organism: Lathyrus sativus (Indian pea)
Lineage: Eukaryota; Viridiplantae; Streptophyta; Magnoliopsida; Fabales; Fabaceae
Source: the annotation of a GenBank genome assembly